AAAUCCGUCCAGUUUUCUACGGAGCGAAGCCAUUUUACGUACUUGAGGACUCGAGACUGUAUUUCCCGCAUAAACCUGCAGUUUUCAGCACUGAUCACUAUUGUCUGGAAAGUGUUGAGCAGCAGCAGGAGCAGGAAGAUGCUAUGGGAACUCUAGCCAUUGUGUGUUUGAGUGCUUUGGGUGGACGUUUGGACGCGUAUAAUGCGUACUGUAGAGAUGGAACCCUGUGUGCCCUGAAGUGUUGUCCCGAGGGACAGUGGCUGCAGAUUGAAGAACACGAGGUUGGCUGUGCUGCUUUGCCCGAGGGACAGGCUCCUUGGGUGCCUGUCUUCUACGAUGAUCAGUUCAAGAAGGUAGCUGUAUCCGAGGACAAGUACAAAGUGGUGGAUGUGCCACAAGAUUGCGGCAAGACAAUGAGUCUGCCCCUGUACCCGGAUUCAUCUCACGAAGAAGCUGUU
Messenger RNA from Notodromas monacha, 458 nucleotides. The record is from the annotation of a GenBank genome assembly. NCBI's taxonomy places the organism in Eukaryota, Metazoa, Arthropoda, Ostracoda, Podocopida, Cyprididae.